Uloborus diversus is the source of this 7178-nucleotide messenger RNA. RefSeq lists its product as uncharacterized. The record is from RefSeq and is a predicted model, not a curated record. Gene Ontology annotation, cellular component: nucleus. Bases 120 to 6638 code for a protein of 2172 amino acids. Gene Ontology annotation, molecular function: DNA binding; zinc ion binding. NCBI's taxonomy places the organism in Eukaryota, Metazoa, Arthropoda, Arachnida, Araneae, Uloboridae. The transcript has 19 exons.
AAAAUUUCCGUAAUCAAGAAUCCAGGCAGAUAUUUACUGCAGUGAAAAUGAUUAUUAUUUUCUGAAAUACCUUUCUUCAAUUGAAUGUAAUGCUCUGAUUAAUAAAUAUCACACCCACAAUGUCUAAAGAAGAAACUGAUGCACCGGCUGUAUCAACUACUGCAGAUGAACAGAAUGAUGUAAAGCCUGAUGUUAGUGAUAUAUUAAGAUGUGGAGCCUGUGAGUUAAUAUUUUUUAAUCUGGACGAUUUUGUUGCUCAUAAGAGUGAACAAUGUAAAUCGGCUACAGAUAAGUACAACUCUGAGGAUGAAAGUGAAAUUGAAGUUAUUCGUCACUCUCCAAAAAAGAAACAUCCAAAGCCUUCUAAGAAGUACAGAUAUGAGGAUUAUGAAAUGGAUUUCAAUCAAGCAUACUUUGAUAGGAAAUCAAAAAAACAUAAAUAUAGUGAAUACUAUAUGUCAAGGAAGGAAAAAAAACAUCGGUAUAAAGAAAGGUUAUAUAAAGACCUUCAUAUCAAGUCUGAACCACUAGAUGAAGAUGAAACUCAUACUAAUUGUGGUAUUUGUGAAAAUUGUUUGAGAGAAGAAGAUUGUGAAGAAUGUGAAGUUUGUCUGAAAAAGAAGUCUGGUGCCUGGAAAUAUAUGUCUAAGCUGUGUCUUUUGAGGCAGUGCAUUGAGGAAAUAAAUGGCCAGGUUUACCAAGUUGAAAAAGUUUUGGAUAAACGUAUUGUUGAUGGACGUGUGGAGUAUUUCUUGAAAUGGAAGGGAUAUCCAAACUCUCAAAAUGGAUGGGAACCAGAGGAAAAUAUAUACAGUAAGGAUCUGAUUUAUGAAUACGAAAAACAGCAAGAGCUUGAGGAAAAGAGAAGGUUAGCUGCUGUAAAACGUUCCUUGCAAGAUAACACUAUGUCAGCUGCUAAAAGGAUCAAACUUGGCAAUGAUGAGUUGGUAUCAGGAACAGUUGUGGCUACUGAUUCAUUGUUACAAGCUUUGGGUCUUCAUAAAGAUUUGGCAGAAGUUGAAUAUUUAGAUGAUGAUUCUACAAAUAAUACAUCCACACCAAGUGCAUCUAAAGUUAGCAGAGCUGAUAACCAAGAAAAAAUAUGGGAGAUAUUAAAUCGUAUUCCAACUAGUACACCACAAGAUGGUAAAGAGAACAGUGGUAGUGAUGGUUCAUCAGCAAUUUAUUUGCCAAAGCCUGGUGAACCUGGAAAGUAUAUUUUAGUAAUGGGGGAACAAAACCAAAUCAAUUUACUGGAACAGUCAAAUCUAGAUCCGAAGGUUUCGUUAGGGCCAAAAAAGUUAGUCCCUGAAAGCCUAAUGGAUCAAAGCAAUCGAAGUUCAUUAAAUUCAUCAAACUUUAUGCCACAAAUUAAAAUUGAGGCUGAUGAUGAUGAAAUACAAGUUUUAUCCCAGACAUAUAAGAAGCCAACAUCAAAUCUAUAUAAUUACAUGCAAGCUACUCCACCUGCCCGUAAAAAAAAGCCAGGCCGUCCAAGAAAACCAAAAGUGGUUGAACCACCCAGUUUUGUUGAUGAAACUACUACGGACUCUUUGCAGAAUACUCGUGAUAGUUUAUACAAUGAGGAAUCUGUAGUUCCUGGGAAACGCAGACGUGGAAAACUUCCCUCUAGAUGGAAUGAUUACAUUGUAGAAAAUUUUGAUGAAGCCAUUACAUCUUCUGGUAAGCCAAAGCUUGGUAAAUUUUCAGAAUCGGAAAUGGAUAUGUCUGGGGAUAGCAACUUUGAAGAAGAUUUAAAUGCAGCUUAUGAUGAUGAUGACGAUGAUGAUGAUAUACUUCCCGAUGGUACUACUCGGAGAGUAAACAAAAGCUCUGCUUCUAAAUUACCCAGGCCUAUGGUUAUACCCUUAGGUGAAGAUGCACCUCAAUAUGCUGGUGUUUCUGAAGUCAGAAUGUGGAACACAAGUUCAUCAAAGAAACGAGGAAGACCACGCAAGUUAGAACCUCAAAGGCAUAUUAUUGUGCAAAAUAUGGUACCUAACUCUGUUUUCCAACCUCAACCAGAAAUACGUCAGAGGACACUGACUGUAACACCAAUUUUUAAAACUAAUACUAUAUUGGCCAGACCUGUGCAACCCAUUUCUGAAAGUGGGAUGAAAACACUUGUCACUGCAGGCGGUGAAAAAAUAUUAGUAGCUGAAUCUGGGGAUGAAAAUUCUGUACCUCCUGAAAGUGAUACUUCUGCCUCUAUUCAUUCAUCUCAAGAAAAUAGCAUAAAUAUCAGAGAAUUGAUUCAAGAUCCCAACUUUAGCCCUAUGAAAAAAACAGUGCCUCGUAAAUCUUUCCAAUUUUCAAAUGAUUUGUUUCAAAGAAUGCCAAGCACCAGAGGCCGAGGCGGACACAGCAUCAAACGAAGACCAGGAAGACCAAGAAAAGAAGAUCAACUGAGCAGAUUAAGUAAUGGAGGAUAUCUUGGAUCAACUCUUAGUGAACUAAUGACUAGGAAGAGUUCUAUUGUAAGCAGGAAGAUUAAAGAAGAGCGUGAAGUGAAGAAAAAUCGUGUAUUUGUUGUUAUGCAAGAUGGUACAAUGGUUGAAGUAAGUGGUAAUGACAGACAAAAAGCAGUCCUUAAAGCUACAGCCAAAGUUGAAGCUAUUCGUCGAAGUGUCGGGCGGAUUAGAGAAAUUGAAAAAGCUAAAUAUAUGGAAGAUGACGAUGAUGAUUAUGAUGAUCCAAAGAAACCUGGUGCAAGAUAUGCAUAUGCGAUGAAAAAACGAGGUGACACCAGACCUGCUCUUGAAGACUGUACUUUAGAAACCAUUGAUGAUUACAAUGCAAUGAUUCUUCCUAAUUCAGUGCAAUUAGUUGAAAGUGAAUUACCCCUCAGUGAGGCUGACAACUGUGACAAAUUGUCAGGAAUGUUUUUGUUUCGUCAGAUAUUUUCCUCAUAUGAUAAUACACUACAGUGCUUAUUUUGCAGAAAUAAAUAUUCAUUACGUUUUCCUGCUGAUCUUGAAAAACAUUAUCAUGUUAUCCAUGAACUUGCUGUUCAUACAAACAAAGCUGAAUUUAAUGAAAACAUUGUUUUUGUGUGUGUUCCUUCAGAUGUUAAUGAAGAAACGACUCUAAAUUCUGGUUGUCGUUUUUGUGACACAACUUUGAAAACUUUGUCUGAAGUUCGUGAUCAUUACCCAAAUGCUCAUAAUAAAACUGUAAGACUUGUGCCUGAGUCUGAUGUGACUGAAAUAGGAAACUUUUUCUAUUGUGGACUUUGUGGUCAUCCAUCUACAGAUUUCACCAGUCACCAUCAACAUAUGAAAGUAAUGCAUAGAAUGCAAACAUAUGUUUGUCGCUACUGCACAUAUUGUACUUCCAGACCUAGUCGUUUAAGAACACAUGUCAAACAAAGACAUUUGCAAGAUCAGCCAGGGCCACAUUUGCAGUGUUCAGUAUGUUCUGUGUAUGUUCAUGGGAAGGAUCGACUAACUAAGCAUAUCAUGUUGUCUCAUGCUGUUCAAACUGGACCAAAAACAUGGUCUUGUGCAAAGUGCCUUUAUCCAUAUGGAGAUCCUCAUGAACUCAUGACUCAUAUUCCAACCUGUCCUAAACUGCAGUCUAAUUCAGAAUCCAAGUCCAGUGAGCAGGCUUCCGGAAACCCUGCUAACAUCUUCUACAAAUGUAAUCAUUGUGCUCUUACAUUUUCAUCAGAGGAGGAAAUAAAGAAACAUAUGGCUGAAGGCUUACAUGUUCCAGCUACAGCAGAAGAAAUCAUAAACCCUAAUAUAAACCAUCAAGAAAGUUAUGACCCAUCUAAUUUAGACAGAAACACUUGCUUUUUGUGUUGCAUGAGAUUUUCUAGUGUUGAAUUGUGCCGGAAACAUCAACAUCAUGUACACAUGAGAUGGGUAACAAAAGGAGCUGUUGAUUAUUCAAAAAGAAUAACCAGUGAAGCUGAGGGAGAAAUUGGUCAAGCUAUACAAGAAAUUCAAUCAAACUCUGUGCUGGAAAUAUCUUUGAAUCAAAAUGACAAUUCAGCAAUAAUGAGUAAUCUCGAGCAGUUUGAAAUGAAUGUUAAGUCCCAGAUGACUGGGCAACAGAUAUUUGCUCAAGGUACAACAGAAACAUCUGAAGGGGAACAAGCAGUUACUGUUUCCAUUAAAGAAACACUUCUUGAUCAGCAAGCAGGCACAGAUUUUAUGUCCAAUGCACUGAAUGAUGCUAGCAAAGCAUCAAAGGUUUAUGAAGUAAUGGACUUUUUGGACAUGUCUGGAGACAAAAGUGAUUUAGAUACAGAUAAAAUGGAUCUCACUAAAGAUCUUUCUGACAAAGUUUCAUUUGCAGAAAAAGUAGAAUCAGAAAUAAGCAGAGAGUACAAACGUCUUGGAGACUUUGAUAUAUCUCUAGAUGAUUUGCCAGAUGAUAAAGAAUUGGCCGAAAUUGGUUUUCCCACCAAAGUUGGCCAUUUUUGUCACUUAUGUGACGCUGUCAUAAAGAGCUACCGUCUGUAUUAUCUUCAUAUGCAUAAUUUGCAUCAGCUUGAAAAACGAUUUCAGUGCAUUAUUACAGCUUGUGGAAAAACUUUUACUGGAACAUUGGCAUUCCAAAAGCAUGCUUUAAUACACAAUCAAAAGAGUGAACAUUAUUGCAGUAUGUGUGAUAAUGUCUUUGGAGAUGAUGAAGAACUUCAGGACCAUUUAAUUAGUUCAGAUCAUGCAAAUAAAUAUAUGCAAGUGCAGGAAAAAUAUAAUCGAACAGAACCUAGGAAUCAUCGUUGUAAAGUAUGUCACAGUUGGUUUGGUUUAUUUGCUACAUUUGUGAAACACAUGGAAACAGAGAGUCAUAGCUAUCAAUGUCGUGAAUGUGGCCUUCUUUUUGUUCAACCAGGUCCUAGAAGAAAUCACAUCCAAAGCAUUCAUCCUGAAAUUGCAAACACAUGUGAGAUUUGUGGUUUAAAACUACCCAACUCACAAGCCUUGUGGAGUCAUCUUUCUAUACAUAACAUAGUAUAUGAGUGCCCAAAAUGCCAUCGUAGGUUCCUCCAGAAAGAACAACUGGUUGCUCAUUCAGAGGUUCAUGCGCCUCCAACUCCUUGUCCUUGGGAAGGUUGCAACAGAAAACUUGCUACCAAAGUUGGAUUAUUUAAUCAUUUACGUAUGCACAGAGGAGAUACAGAUUUCAAGUGUACAAUUUGCAAUAAAGGAUUUUUUAAGAAAAAGACACUGGAAAGCCAUAUGAGAAUACAUGAUGAUAGAGCACCUUUACAGAUACCAUCAGCUCGGGGUAGAAAAAGUGUUGGUCACAUGAUGGGUCGUACUACACAUGUUGAUAUAAAUCAACAAGUGGAGGAAAUUCAGAUAGAACAAGCUGAAGAAUCUGUUGAUUCUAAUCCGACAGAGAUGAUUCAACUUGUUUGUGCUGGAUGCAUGAGGCCCUUUGAAUCUGAAAAUCACUUUCAGGCACAUAUUUGUACUGGACCACCUAAUACUGAUAGUCAAGGUCAAGUUGUUGUUACAUCUGGACAGUCAGUGUUUGGGGGAGAUCAUCAAAUUAUUGUUCAGACUGCUGGCAAUGGAGGAGAUGCAACCAUUGAUGCUGAUUUAGUCGCCUCUGCACACCAGUCCUUGGCAAGUUCACUUAACUUAUCAUCUCAAGAAUUUGCUGAGCAACUGGCCCGUGCUGUUGCUGAGGCAGCAGGUUCUGGCAAUCCCGGUCAAGUUACAGUUUCAAUUGCUCCAAAUGCAAAAAUAGAUGAAACUGGAACUGUCUCUGUUAGUAUACCUGAAUUUGAAGAUUCAGCUGGGUCAGCUGUGUUAUCAGAAGAAGCAGCCGUGGUGUUUAGUCAAGAAGACAAUUCUGAUACAAUAAUAACUGCACAACAAUUAGUGAGUGCUGUUGACCAAGCACAACUUCAACAAAUACAAGCUAAUGAAAUAAUUCAAGCUGCUGAGCAAGGUGCUGAGUCUAUUUUGAUUCAAAAAGAAGGCGAUGAAAGUCUUAUGAUUCAGGAAAAUUCAGAGUGCACAAGCAUACUUGAAAAAGGUGAUUCUCAGCAUUCUUCUGAACAGUCUGUAUUUGCUAUUGACAAUGAAAAUCAACAGGUUCUUGUGUCUGUUGAAGAAAAUCUCCCAGUGGAAAGACAAACUAAUUUAGAUUUCCAAAAUGACCAGAGCCAACAAGAUGCUGCUGAAGAAUUCGUUGCACAUAUAUCGAUGGCAAGAAACAAAAAUGAGUCUAAUGAAGGUGAAACUGCAAUAAAAUCAGAAUUCGAACUUGGACAGCUUGAAGACAAUCAAGAAAGUGAACAGAUUGUCAUGAUGGUUGCAGAUGAACAGAAUGGUGAACCUCAGCAAAUCCCUAUUCAAAUUCCUGGUGACCAAUCAUAUGCGGGCUCAGCCGUCCUCAAAAUUCUAACACCUGAUGGGAACCAGCAGAUGUUAAUUAUUCCAUUGAAUUCUAAUGAGAAUGGAAACACAGUUGUCACAUUGCCUCAAGGUUUCACCUUGGGAGGUGAGGAUUCUGGAGAUGGCAACAUCACUUUAGCAUUAGAUCCAAGUACAAUGCCAUUAGAUGAAAAUGGUGAACCACAACAAUUCAUGUUGCCAUUGGAUGCGGAUGGUCAAGUAAAUCUGGAAAGUCUGCUGCAAGGUUCGUCUGUUGACACACUUCAACAGGAAUAAUUUAUUUUGGACUAUAGUUUGUUAGAUGCUGUAAUUUGGCUUAAUGUUUGUAAUUCGACUAUUAUGGGAUUUGUUUUCAUGCAUUAUUUUUUCUGUAUAUUAGUUUUCACCUCUGUUGAACUUUUCUCAUCUGUUCUAUCAUCUGUAUUUAUAAUGGAAACCAUAACAUACUAAAAAAAUAUUUUGCAUUCUUACUCUACCUUACUUGCAAUGACUUAAAUUUCUGAAAUAUGUUCUACAACUUUUCUUCAUCCUUCUCCCUGUUUUAAAGUAUGAAAUCAUUUGACCUGUGCAUUUGUAUAUAUCUAUAUAUUUAUAUGACAUAUUUCUCCAUCAUAUUAAAACAGGCAUCCUUCCCUUAAGACCUGAACUUAUUUAUCUUAUAUAAUAUUUUGUAAAGCUUUAUUUCCACUAUAAUAUGUUUUAUCACAACUUGAUGCAAUGUAUUUUACUUCAUAAUGAAAUUCUAUGUUUCAAUAAAUUAAAAAGACUGUAAAUAUUGUAAAAUAUCUUGAUGUUUUAUUUUACCAAGAACAUAUA